This is a messenger RNA of Brassica napus (rape), 3579 nucleotides long. RefSeq lists its product as uncharacterized. The record is from RefSeq and is a predicted model, not a curated record. The transcript has 2 exons. NCBI's taxonomy places the organism in Eukaryota, Viridiplantae, Streptophyta, Magnoliopsida, Brassicales, Brassicaceae. The coding region runs from base 1025 to 2356 and encodes 443 amino acids.
ACUACCACCCGACCACUAACGCGUGGUUAUUUAUGAUAGGAUAAUCUAACACUAAAUUUAACUCAACAAAAGUCCAUACCGAACAAAGUAAAUUUGAAAUAUUUAUGGUCAAGGCUAGGUGACCAAACUGCCUCACGGAUCUCAUAAAAUAUUUUUGAGUUCGGAGAACUGUUACAAAAAAACAGAGAACUGUUACAAAAAAAAACAGAGAACAAUCAGGAGGAUAACUCCAAAUGCCCCGUACCCUCUUAAAACCAUUCCCACUACCCCCUCUCAAUUCAUACUACCCUUUUUUCUUUGCAUUCUCCAAUUUAGCCUUUACAUUUAAUUUUCCAAUUAAAUAAACCAACCAGCCAUAAAUAAAUCCCCAUAAAUUAGAUUUCCAACCACCUCACCCCACAGACAACCUUAACCAAUUAAAUCACUCAAUCCACUCUCUUUCUUCUUCCCCAAACGUUCGUUUGUUUUCUCAUCUUCCAUUGUUGAAAUUUAAAGCUCAAAAAGAAGGAAAAAUGCAAAAUCCACAUUGCACAAUCAUUUGUUUUGAUUAUGAAGGAUAUUAUAUGAAGGAUGAGGCUGAAAUAAAAUGGAUCUCGGGCGAUGAUGAAGGAGGAGAUGAAAUUCACACGAUUGUGUUGAAAAAAUCAUUGGAGGAGGUCACUUAUUCUGAUUUGGUUGAGCGUAUUUGCAGAAAGAUAAAGGUAGCUGAAUCUAAGGUGGAAGUGAAAAUUAGUUAUUUUCCAAUGGUAUUGUAUUCGUACAAGCCAUCAUACAUCUGGAAUGAAGAAGACGUUUUUGGUUAUCUACUGCAAAUAAAUCAUGGGAAGUGUAGAAGUGUUCUACAUGUGGAGUUCAGCAAUGAAGAUGUGCAACUUUCAAAAGAGGAUGAUGAAACUGAUGUCUACGUCGUCUAUCUGAUAGAGAGGCUACUGAUAUAGAGGCUGGUGAUGAAGAUGGUACUGAGAAUGAUGCAACUGAUUACGAAGGUACUGGUGGUGUUCUCACUUUUCACGAAGACAUUGAGAUGCAUGAUGGUGUCUACCAGCCACGGGAUGAUGGUAUGAAUUUGGUUUUAGGUCAGGAAUUUAGAACCAAGGAGGCAGCAAAAGUUCAUAUUCAGACGGCUUCACGUCAGAAUUGUUUUGAGUUUGAUAUAAUUAAGUCGGAUACUAAGAGAUUUGUGCUUAAAUGCCGAGGAGCCAAAGAAGGCUGCCAGUGGUUUGUGCGAGUUGCAAAGUUAAAGAAUUCAGAUCUUUGGAUGGUUAGAAGUUACAUCAAGCAGCAUACAUGUUCUGUUGUUACUGAUAUAGAGGCUGGUGAUGAAGAUGGUACAGAGAAUGAUGCAACUGGUAAUGAAGGUACUGGUGGUGUGCUCACUGUUCCUGGAGACAUUGAGAUGCAUGAGAAUGUCACGGAAAGAGAUGAGCAUGUGUUUGAAGAUACAGAAGUAAUACCACGAGUUGUCUAUCAGCCACGAGAUGAUGGUACGAGUUUGGUUUUAGGUCAAGAAUUUAGAACCAAGGAGGCAGCAAAAGUCCAUAUUCAGACGGCUUCACAUCAGCAAUGUUUUGAGCUUGAUAUAAUUAAGUCGGAUACUAAGAGAUUUGUGCUUAAAUGUCGAGGAGCCAAAGACGGCUGCAAGUGGUUUGUGCGAGUUGCAAAGUUAGAGAAUACAGAUCUUUGGACGGUUAGAAGUUACAUCAAUCAGCAUACUUGUUCUGUUGUUACUACAAGAACACUGCCUGAUAGAAGGAAGGGCACAACACAAAUCGUUGCAUCUGUUUUGGCUCAAGAUUAUCCUGGUACAUUUGACACACCAGUUCCCAAAGUUCUGAUCGAUUUGGUUCAUCGAAGGGUUGGUGUGCAUGUAUCAUACACCUCAGCAUGGAGAGGAAAAAGAGAAGCUGCUAAUGAAGUGCGAGGAAGUCCAGAAGAGAGUUUUACUUUAUUAUAUUGUUAUAUGCACAUGCUGGAGCAGACGAAUAUUGGCACAAGAACUCGUGUGGUAGUGGAUGAGGCCCAAAAAUUUAAGUAUCUGUUUUUUGCGUUGGGAGCUAGCAUAGAAGGGUUCAGUGCGAUGAGGAAAGUCCUCAUUGUGGAUGGAACACAUCUCAAGAAUGUUUAUGGUGGAGUUCUCCUUGUUGCCACUGCUCAGGAUCCUGAUCAUCACCACUACCCAAUUGUGUUUGGUGUAGCAGAUGGUGAGAAUGAUGAAAGCUGGAUAUGGUUUAUGGAACAGUUGAAAUCAGUGAUAUCCGAUGUCACGGGAUUGGUAUUUCUUUCAGAUAGAAACAAAAGCUUGAUCAAGUCAGUACGUCUAGUGUUCCCUGAGGCCGGACAUGGGUAUUGUAUAUGACAUUUGUCUCAGAAUGUUAAAAGCCACGUCCAUAAAAACAAAGAUACUUGUGCGUUCAAGUUUAGAGAAUGCGCACACGCUUAUACGGAGGCUGAGUUCAAGUACAUUUAUCAUGCUUUUCGUAGGAAGUAUCCUAGUGCAGCAGUGUAUCUUGACAAAAGUGUUGAAGAGAAGAAAUGGGCUAGAUGUUACUUCAGAGGAGAUAGGUACAAUGUUGACACCACCAAUUCAGUAGAAUCUUUUAAUGGUGUUAUUAAGGAAGCGAGAAAGUACACUUUACUACCAAUGUUUGAUGUUAUUAUUGCAAAAAAUGUCUGAAUGAUUUAACACCCAUAGGAAGGAGGCAGCCGAGAUACCAUACACACUGAAGCUUGUGCCUAUUUUGGAAACCGAAAUGUCUAAAAGAUGUGUUGCAGCGGGGUUUCUUACGGUUGACGAGUUAAACAACUUCCAUCUUGAGUACAGUGUGCAUGGUACUGACGGCAAGGUUUAUACUGUUGAUAUGGCUAGGAAUACUUGCUUCUGUGAGCAAUUUGAUAAAGACAAAUACCCUUGUGUGCAUGGAGUUGCUGCUGCCACAUUCAUGACUGAGGCAGUGGGAAGGGAACUCCAUCUAUCUGAGUAUUGUUCAAAAUACUAUUUGGUGGAGCAAUGGGCUUUGGCUUAUCACAGGACCAUAUAUCUUGUUCCUCAUAUGUCUGAUUGGGUUAUACCAGAAGAUGUUAGAGCAAAGAAAAUAUUUCCUCCAGAUUUUGAAACGAAGAAAGGAAAACCACAACAAACAAGAUUUCCAUCAGUUGGAGAAUCUCGUGGAAGAGGAAAAAGAGGCAGAUGGGGAGCUAGAGGCAGAGGGGAAGCUAGGGGCAGAGGCAGAGCCAGAGGAGGAGGUAUAGCAUCGUAUUUCGAAUGUGGAAGUGGUUCAGGUUCGGGAACUACUUAGAACUACUCAUAACUUCUAUGUGUAGUAUUGACUACUAGUAUUAGUCGGAACUACUAUGUAUAAUAUGGACUACUCAGAACUACUUAGAACUUCUAUUUGUAAUAUGGACUACUUAGAACUACUUAAAACUACUAUUUGUAUUAUGCAUGUUUCUUAAAAACUUAUAUUUUCGUCUUAUUAUUUGUUUUUAUCAGAUGUAAUUUUUAUUGGUUGUAUUUAUAUGUCUAAAUAUGUGUUUAUUUAUCAAAUUAGACAUUAAAAACUAUAAAUUUCAUAAGUCCAU